Messenger RNA from Aphidius gifuensis, 1670 nucleotides. RefSeq names its product NADH dehydrogenase [ubiquinone] 1 alpha subcomplex subunit 9, mitochondrial (gene ND-39). Lineage: Eukaryota; Metazoa; Arthropoda; Insecta; Hymenoptera; Braconidae. Gene Ontology annotation, cellular component: mitochondrion. Bases 215 to 1441 code for a protein of 408 amino acids. Gene Ontology annotation, molecular function: protein-containing complex binding. The record is from RefSeq and is a predicted model, not a curated record. The transcript is spliced from 7 exons.
AGUCAUCUCGCUUGUUUUGCUGCCCCUGCGUACAUAUUUUUAUGUAAUUGUCAUAUAUAAUGGACAUUCAAUGUUACUCGAAUCUUAUUUAAAUUGUGCCAAUCAAUAGUUAAUAAGCUUACCAUUAAGAUUAAUUGUACGAAAUUUUAAAAAGUUCAGUUUUAAGCAUAUUCCGUUGAUUGUAGUCAAUAUAUACAAAAUAUUCGUAUACACAAUGGCAAUUGUUAUUCAUCGUUCAUCCAAUAAUUUACAACUCGCCCAGAUCCAUGUAUUGUCAUAUUUCACAUCAAACGCCAACCACCGGUGUCAGUACUCACAAGCACCCCGAGUGAUUCAAAAUCCUCAGACUACAUCAUUAAAAAGAGGCUCUGGUGGUCGGAGUUCAUUUAAUGGUAUUGUAUGUACAGUUUUUGGAAAUACUGGUUUUCUUGGACGAUAUGUCUGCAAUCGGCUGGGGAAAAUUGGCACACAGAUGAUACUACCUUAUCGUGGAGAGCAUUAUGGCUCGAUGAAAUUAAAAUUAUGUGGAGACUUAGGACAAGUACUAUAUCAUCCAUUCGAUUUGCGUGAUGAAGAAUCAAUACUCAAAUGCAUUAAGUAUUCAAACGUCGUUAUUAAUUUAAUUGGACGUGAUUGGGAAACCAAAAAUUUUACAUUCGAUGAUGUUCAUGUUCAUGGUGCGAAAACACUUGCCAAGCUAUGUCAGCAAUCAGGUGUAGAGAGAUUUAUUCAUAUGUCUUGUUUAAAUGCUAAUCCACAUCCAGAACCCAUUUUGAUGAAAGGAGGAUCAAAAUAUUAUAAAUCCAAAUGGGAGGGAGAAUUGGCAGUUAGAGAAGCGUUUCCUAAUGCAACAAUUGUACGACCUGCAAUAAUUUAUGGUCAAGAAGAUCGAUUUUUCAAUAUUUAUGCCCGAGCAUUACGACGACACUUCAGAGGAAUCUCACUUUGGAAAAAAGGAGAACUAACUGAGAAACAACCAAUUUGGGUUGGCGAUGUAGCAGCUGGCAUAACUGCUCUUGUAAAAGAUCCAAGUACAGCAGGCAAAGAUUAUCAAUUCGUUGGACCAAAGCGCUACAAGCUUGGAGAUUUAGUCGAUUGGAUCAAUAAAUUUAUAAGGCGAAACGCUGAAGAAUAUGGUUAUCGUAGAAUGGAUUUGGACUACACUCCAUUAUUCAAACUUAAAGUAUCCUUCACUGAGUCAAUAAGUCCAGGUUAUCCAUUUGGUAAUCUUCAUUGGGAAGGGCUUGAAAAGGAACAUACUACUGACACUCUUAUCAAAGGCAUUCCUACGCUAGAGGAUCUCGGAAUACAGCCCUGUGAAAUGGAAUCUAGAAUUGCUUGGGAGUUGAGGCCAAUGAAAAUUGAGGCUCAUUACAUGGAAGCACUUGGUGAAUUUCCGGAUCCUGAUCCCCCUAAGCCCGUUAAAAAUACUACUUUCUAAAUGUUGAAUCAUGAAAAUUGAGAUAAUAACCAUCGUUUGUUAAUUAAAUAUGGAUCGUAGUCAGAAUAAAUUUCAUUAAAAAAUUCAACGCUGUAAUCAUUUUUGACCUGGACAUGGUUUAUCAGAGCUGCUAUUCUUGGACCAAAGUUGCGCAUAACUUUGAGAACCCCGCAAAGCCAUGUUCAUGCAAAUAAUAAAUAUGGGGCCACCUGCCCUGUCUAUCAAAAUA